CCAUCUGCAGCUGAAAAAAGUGUAUCACCCUACAAAUUUAUUAGGGCAUUAAACGCAGUUUUUCCUCGUCAUCCGUUAAAGUGUCAUAUAUAAGUCUAACAAAAUUGUACAACUGCUAUUCCUCAAGAAAAGAAGACAUGUUUGUUGCACACUUUUACAGCAACAACUUCUCCGCUCUUCGUCGGACACUCCACAGCUUCCGGUAACAGCGAGAGCGGGUGUGAAUGUAGUGGGGCUUUUAUGACUGUAUAGUGUGGAUUUAGCCUCGAUCUGCUUGUUCAGCGAGUGUCUGCAGUGAUCAGGAGUGUGUAUUCCAGCGACAGAAGAAGAGCAAUGGGCUUCCGCAAGAAGAACAAGAGUCCGCCCGUGCUGAGCCAUGAGUUUGUCAUCCAGAAUCACGCGGAUAUGGUGUCGUGUGUGGCCAUGGUCGUCCUGCUGGGACUCAUGUUCGAGGUGACAGCAAAGUUCGCCAUCAUGUUCAUCACAGUCCAGUAUAACGUCACGCAGAGCCUGGAACCAGAUGCAGAGGACAAGCCUGAGCCGAUGAACCUCUACAGGUACGGCCCGCGGGACAUCGCCACGGUGUUCUUCUACCUGCUCAUCGCCGUCAUCCUGCAUGCCCUGAUCCAGGAGUACGUCCUUGAUAAAAUCAAUCGCCGGCUACACCUGUCCAAGACCAAACACAGCAAGUUCAACGAGUCGGGACAGCUGGCCUCCUUCUACCUGUUCUCCUUCAUCUGGGGCGUCAGCAUCCUCACCAAUGAGGAAUUUGUGACCAAUCCAACCUUUCUUUGGGAAGGCUAUCCUCAUAUCCACAUGGCUUUCCAGGUGAAGUUCUUUUACAUCUGCCAGAUCGCCUACUGGCUGCACGCUCUUCCUGAACUGUAUUUCCAGAAAGUGCGGAAGGAAGAUAUUCCACGUCAGCUCUACUAUAUUUGCCUUUAUAUAUUCCACAUCACUGGUGCCUAUGUCCUCAAUCUCCACCGUUUAGGUCUGGUCCUCCUGGUGCCGCAUUACCUGGUAGAGCUGCUGUUUCACGCCUCACGCCUCUUCUACUUCAGUGAUGAAAACAAGCAGAAAGGGUUCACACUGUGGGCUCUGCUGUUUGUCAUCACCCGCCUCCUGACACUCACUGUUUCUGUUUUGACGUUCGGAUUCGGCCUGUCCCGCACCGAUAACCAGGGGUUUUCCUUAGCGGAUGGAAACUUCAAUGUGCUCACUGUCAGGAUGACCUGUCUCUCGGCCAUCUGCCUGACCCAGGCCUGGGUGAUGUGGAAAUUCAUAAACUUCCAGCUAAAGAAGUGGAGAGAACAAUCUCAAAUCCAGGCCAGUAAGAAGAAAGCUCUCAGCCCGAAAAGCAGACCCAGCAAGAAGGACUCCAGAGGGGGUUCAGUGAACGGAGUCAUGAAGCCGGACGACAAGACGUCGCCCAGAGCCAGAAAAGCUAAAGCCUCGUAAGAGGGAAGAGACCCGAAGUGUGAUGCUCGGUUUCCACUCUGAACUUAAGUAAAGAAACAGAUCGAUAACUGCGAAACGAACCACAAACUAAGGAACUAAGUUGUACGGCAUGGUUCAGGUGUAAUUUUUCAUUUUCAAAAAGAACUAUAGAUUUAUAAGCAUUCGUUAUAUCCAUUUGCUCGUGACUUCUGGUAAGAGUGUGAGGUUUUCUGAAUGGUUUGUGCUGGACAUGAAGAGAGAUGUUGCAGUUGCCUGAUCCGCGGGCAUCCUCAACUUCGACUCGAGUGUCUGCACAAUGCAAAUAUCUCUGUGUGUCUUGCUGAGAAGUUAAUCUGGCCCUGAGCUUAAUACAAUUAACCCCUAUUGGCCAUCAUCUCUGUGCUUCUCAUGAAACACCCCGUGUGGAUAGAAGCAUUGAGUCCCGGUUGUUGACCACGAUCCCCUCCGUGCUUACGCUACGAUGAAGCUCAGUCUGAGGUGGCGAAGGACUGGUCACCUGACACACAACACAUCGGUUUCAUGUAGCUUUUAAAUGACCUUUGCUGUGUAAUUUUACAUUUAAACACUGGAAGCAGGAACCACUGAUUUUAGGCUCCGGUUUCAGUGUUUUACUGAGUGUGAAUGUCGUUUAAGGCGAAUCUUUUUGUGAUUGUUAGUAACCGUUCUGGGGGUGUUUGUGUGUGUUCGUGGACAGUUGUUGAGGUGGUUGAUGACGGCUCCCCCUGCAGGCUUGGAUGAUUCAUUGAUUUAAGGGUUGUAAUGCCUUUUUUUCUUUUUUGCAUUUUGCAUCAGCGCAUGAUUUACCUCUUGUCCAUGAUACUGCCAAAUGUUCGGUCAUCAUCAUCAUGAAAAAAUCAUCUAGUUCGUCACGACUGUUUCCCGAAACCGUAUUGUCACAAAGUUGUCGUUCAACCACGUUGGUUAAUGACGUGUUGGAGUAAUAACUACUUUUAACAGAUCUGUUGAGAUCGAAUUAAUGCUAGAUGUUUUGAUAUAAAUUACAGACAUCUGAGGACUAUUUCCAAUCAUUCUCAGUUAUUUCGCUUAAUUUCCAGAUUAAAUCAUAGACUCUUUCUUACACACUAGAGCACGUUCACACAUG
Pimephales promelas (fathead minnow) is the source of this 2560-nucleotide messenger RNA. NCBI's taxonomy places the organism in Eukaryota, Metazoa, Chordata, Actinopteri, Cypriniformes, Leuciscidae. The record is from RefSeq and is a predicted model, not a curated record.